AUGGAGUCUUCGCGCGCCGCUUCGGGCCUCGACCGCAUCAGCGGUCUCUCCGAGGAUCUCCUCGUCACCAUCCUCGCCGGCCUGCACUCCACCGCAGCAGCCGCGCGGACCAGCGUCCUAUCCAGCCGAUGGCGCCGCGUCUGGACAAAGGUCCCGGAUUUCAUCUUCCUCGACGACGACGACUCCCCAGAUUCCGUCGACGCCGCCAUCACCGCGUACGCCGCGCCCGCGAUGGAAAGGUUCGCUGUCGGCCUCGACGAUAUGUCGCGCCCCGUCACCGCCGCCCGCGCCGCCGCGUGGCUGCGGUUCGCCGUGUCGCGCUCGCCGAGAGAGGUCCACGUCUGUCUGCCCUGCAAGGAACCACCGCCGCUGCCUGAGGACGACGUGGAGGAGGAGCUCGAGGUGCCGAUCUUUGAAAGCACCCUAUGGUUCAGCGCAAAGUUCGUGUACGACUUCCGGCUCCGGCUACCCCCAGCUGGCGCCGGUGUGUUCGCGGAGCUGCGCAUCCUAAGCAUAAAACUAGGCCGAGUGAGCGGCGGCGACCUCUGCCGCGUCGUGUCCUUGCAGUGCCCGUGCCUCUGUGUGCUCUCGCUGGCCAUGCUGGACGUCGACGGCGACAUCUCCGUCAGCUCCGACACGCUCGAGAGGCUCGCGCUGCGUGUUGUCGGCGUCAAAAACAGGCUCGACGUCGUUGCUCCGAGACUGGAGUGGCUGCAGGUGCACGGAUGCAAUUAUAAGGAGGUGCGCAUCGCCGCUCCUAUCGUGUCUGAGGUAGAAUGGGACGACGGUUACGACCCGGCGCGGCACCACAUCACGGAGACUGGCCGCCGUCUCCGGCGGCUGGUGGUGACGCAGUGGACUCCGAUGCCGCCACUGCUGGAGCGGUUCGAUGCUGCGGAUGAACUGAGCCUCUACCUCGUCAUUCCACCGUUCCCAGAUGAAUACCGUAUAUUCCUGGAGAAUACAAGUAAGCUUCCCAAGAGCAAAGCUCUAACAGUGGGGCUAAAAGUACUUGCACAUUCUAUUGAGUCCAGCUUGCUGCAUCUCCUCAGGAAAUGUGAUGGCAUUACCAAGUUGGAGAUUGAGUUGAUCCACCAUGAUGCACCAAAAGUGUCACUGUGCAAACUAUUUCGUUGCCCUUGUGUUCAACAAGAGAUGCUGAGGACCGACAACGUCGCCCUCGAUUUGCUUGAGGAGGUAGAAUUCCAUUUCUUCACAGGAUCCGACGAAGAAGUAGACUUCGUGAAGCUGCUAUUCAGGUGCAAGAAGACACUUAAAAAGAUGGUAAUCAAUGUGGCUGACGAUGUCCCUUUAAGUGAGGAAGUAUACAAGAAAAUACAGAUGUUCUCACCCCCAAGCACCACACUUGAGAUGGGUGGUCCUUCGUCGCAUAAGAGGGAUGUCUGCCAGUGCAAAGAUCAUGAUUGGUAUUAG
Molecule: messenger RNA, 1434 nt
Organism: Miscanthus lutarioriparius
Lineage: Eukaryota; Viridiplantae; Streptophyta; Magnoliopsida; Poales; Poaceae
Source: the annotation of a GenBank genome assembly